CGCGGCUGUGCCAGGAGCGGCUCCAGGGCUGGCGGGGCAGCGCCGGAACUGCGAAGCAAAGGAAGAAUGAAGUCAACAAAGAUUCGUGAGUCAUCAUUUUUGGAAUCUCAUGAACACCUUCUUUUGGAUAUUCCUGUCACUAGAGAGCAGAUGAAUCAUUAUCGAGCUGCAGCUGAAACUGCUCAAAGUGAACUUGCAGCACUUUCAGUGAAGUAUGACUGUGCCCAGUCAGAGCUUCUUAAACUCAGGUCGAGCAUGAUCUCUAAAGAAGCUGCUUUUCAAGAGCUGAAGGCUGAAGCUGAAAGCUAUAAGGAAAACAAUGCUAGACUGAUGUCUCGCCUCCUGUCUUUGCAAACACGAAUCCAGGAGAUGGAAGAAGAGCUGUGUGUGCUUACUGCUUCUAAAAACCAGGCUGAGCUGACAGCUCAGGUGGCAUAUAAGGAAAAUUCAGAGCUGAAGGAAGAGCUUCAUGAGAAAAGUGCCAAACUUAAUAAACAUUUGAAUGAAUGUGAAGAAAACGUGACUCAGGCUUCUAAAAUCAGCCAAAACUAUGAAGAGCUCCUUACACAUCUUUCUGGAUUCUUGGACAUAGACAUCAGAGAAAAAGAGAAACCACAGGAACAUUUAGCAUCAAAGGUCUCUGAAAUAUGUAAAGAAAACAUGACACUAAAAGACCAGGUUGCUGCUCUUCAAGAAGAUGUGAAUGUCCAUGAGAUUGAGUCUAAAGCUAACAGAGAAACUAUCAUGAGACUGGUUUCAGAAGUGGCCAAGGAGCAGGAAAAGGCAGCAGGAUACUACCAAGACAUGGAAAAAAUUAGUAAGGAUCUUCACAGUACUAUAAUAAAGAGACAGAGUUUAGAGAUUGAGAUCAGAAACCUCCAAAAGAAACUGACUGUUAACCAGAAGGCUUUGGACACCUCAAAGCAGGAACUGCACAAUCUGAAGAAAUCUUCCAGGGAGUUAGAUGCAAGCUUGAAGAAUAGCAGAGAAGAGUCCAGGACUGCUCAGAGCUCUUUAGAGGCUUUUAAAGAAGAAAUUGCUACCCUGCUCAGCUGUGGAUCUGCAGUAGUUAAACCUUCUGAGAAGGCCAUUUUGGAGAGGAUCCAAGAAAUAAAGCACAAAGAGGAGAAUAAAGAAAAAAUGGUAUCUCAGCUUGAAACACAAAUAGCUAAAUUGAGUAAAACUUUGGAAAAUCAGACCAGAUUGUACCGUGAAGCACUGGAGAGGAGCAGGAAAGCUGAAAAAUGUUCUGAGAAUUUCCACGAUCAACUGAAGCACUUGGAAGAGGAAUUAUUAACUGGAGACCUGAUGCAAGAUGGUUUGAAGCUUGAGAAACAAAAAUAUCUGAAAUUUCUGGAGCAACUUAAUGAGAAGAUGAAGCUGGAUAGUCUAGCAGCAGAGGUUGGAUUUGAUAUGACUAUGGAUGCGAUUCUGGCCCGGGUAGAGCAGUUGGUGAAACUGGAAGGUGAUGCGGUGGUUGAGAGCAAGACUGUGGCAUACAGUCUCAGAAGGAAGUUGAAGGCUCAGAAAGAAAAACUUGAAAGCACGGAGCUGCACAUGAACCUUCUGCGGCAGAAAAUAACCCAGCUGGAAGAAGAGAAGCAAGUAAGGGCUGCCUUAGCUGUGGAAAGGGAUGAGGCCAAUCUCACUGUCAAAAAGUUACAUAAGAUGAUAGAGAGGCUACAGAAGCAGCUUGAUCUGGCAAGGGAAACAAAUACUGAUCUCAAAGCCAAGCUAUCUGAAACCAGUGAACUUAAGAUCAAAACUUUGGAGCAGAACAGAACAAUAGAGGAACUCAGUAAGUCUCAAGGCAAAUUGGAAAGAAUGAAAGAAAAAGCUGAGAAACAACUUAGAUCUGCCAAAUCCGAACUUCUUUUAAAGGAGCACAAAGCUAGUGAAGACAAAGAAAAAACCAAAAAUAUGUUAGAAGCAGUUACCAGUGAGAUGAAAGUGCUUAAAACAACCCUUGCAGAACUAGCAAAAAGAGAGAGACAGCUGGCAGAUUUCCGAGAGGUGGUCUCGCGGAUGCUGGGCCUCGACAUUGCCAGCCUGGCUCUUCCUGACUAUGAAAUCAUUGCACGCCUUGAGGGGCUGAUUCACUCCCAUCAGCACCACUUCUUCCCCUGUGUCUGCCUCAAAGAUGUGGCCCCAGAGGAGCAGCAAACAAACAUCCAGCCUCUUCGCUGGACGGAUAUGGAAUCAAGUAAAAUUCUCUGUUUGCUUCCUCACCUGCUGGACCUCCGCAGAAAACAGAUCCUUUUUUUUCUGUUCCCUACUUUAGAGACAUCAACUAGGGUUGAUUUUUAGAACUUCAACAGACAGACUUAUUGGAAUGGGUAAAGCCAGCAGCCUGGAGAUGACAAACAGAAAAUCUCUGGAUUAAUACUUCAGUCAUGAAAGUGAUAGAAACACAUUACAAUGCUCUCAAGUUUCAGUGCAGAGGCAUUGAGGUCAUGGGUCACCCAAGUUUUGAUAAGUUACUGGAUGUCUGCUUCAGUGGCACUCCUUGUGUUUUACCUCUAGGUGACAAGGAGGAAAUCAAGUAGGAGUUGUCCUGCUACUGUUCUUCCUGUCCCCUGGGACAUCUCUGCAGUUUUUACACAUAAGAACUUUAGCUUCAAGAAAAUUGUCUGCAAGUUAGAGGGUGAUCUCAGUUUUGAGAUAUUUUUGUUUUCUUCUGUUGGUUUCUUUUUUCUGCUUGUAUGGCAAAACAAAAAAAUUCAUUUUUGCAACAAAGGCUUUCUCCCAGGGGCCCGUCAGAUGCCUCAUAUAGAUAUGUUUGGUAAAAUUGAAUGUGCGCCUUGGUCACAAUGUCUUGAAAACAUUGCUUCCAACUUGUAUUCCUUGGGUAAUUAAUCCACCGUGGCAAUUCUUCUGAAUUAAUGAAAAAUUAUUUUAGAAUUCCUGCUCACUACAGAAAAUAGUUGAACUACUAAAGUGUUUAUUUUCAGAGAAGUGAUGAUGAGUUGUAAAAAACUAUCUCUUAAAAUCAUAAAAACUGCUUUCUGAGUGUUGUUCAAAUUAAUGUUUUUUUAAAAAGAAGUAUGGACAAUAAAUCUUUUUUAAUAGCACAUUCAAACUUGAUUCAGUGGUUUUAGUUUUCCCAUUAUAUGUUUUGUAUGGUUGUGUAGAAUAGUAAAGAUGACUUACCUAAUUAUGUCUGACCAUUUGUGGGCUUUUUACAGUAUCUCAGCAAAUGAUGACCCACUCAGUAAAAAUGAACACACCAUUUUAAGAAAAAUUACACUUUUCCAAGUAAGAGUGGUAAUUUCAGUAUCUGGCUGGGGACUCAAAAUAUGUUUUUAUUUCAUUUUCUUCUGAAGAACUGCUUCUCGGUGACUUGCUGUAAAAUAUAAAAAUAAACACUUGAGCUUUUGUAAAAUCAGUCAUUUGAGAAGAUAGAAAUAAAUCUUG
Molecule: messenger RNA, 3414 nt
Organism: Catharus ustulatus (Swainson's thrush)
Lineage: Eukaryota; Metazoa; Chordata; Aves; Passeriformes; Turdidae
Gene: CCDC170
Product: coiled-coil domain containing 170
Source: RefSeq, a predicted model, not a curated record